Messenger RNA from Oryctolagus cuniculus (rabbit), 1438 nucleotides. It is a transcript of the gene SERPINB8, whose product is annotated as serpin family B member 8. Gene Ontology annotation, biological process: negative regulation of endopeptidase activity. Gene Ontology annotation, molecular function: serine-type endopeptidase inhibitor activity. Gene Ontology annotation, cellular component: cytoplasm. The record is from RefSeq and is a predicted model, not a curated record. NCBI's taxonomy places the organism in Eukaryota, Metazoa, Chordata, Mammalia, Lagomorpha, Leporidae.
UGGGAGUCGGGGCUUGCUCAAGUCUGUGCAAUCCGACAGCUGUGUCAUCUGCCACAGCCUUGCCCUGGAUGAGACGCGCACGAAGCACCCACGAAGCAGGAACAGCGGCAGCAGCAGGAGCAGCAGGAAUCCACAAGUUUCUUUGGUACCUUCUUCUGGUAGACCCUGUUCUGUGAAGUUUGAAUAUUGCAUCCUGGCUUCCAGUUUCGAAAUACGCUCAAGUGCAAGACCUUCCUGAUGGACGAACUCCGUGAAGGAAAUGACAGUUUUGCCAUCAAGUUAUUAAAGAUGUUGGGGGAAGCAGAAAAGUCACAAAAUGUGUUCUUCUCCCCGCUGAGCAUCAGCUGUUCCCUCGUCAUGGUCUACCUGGGGGCAAGAGGAGACACUGCAGCUCAGAUGUCACAGGUCCUUUGUGUGAACAAAGAUGGAGAUGUCCACCGAGGUUUCCAGUCACUUCUCAGCAAAAUUAACAAAACUGGCACUCAGUACUUGCUCAGAAUUGCCAACAGACUCUUUGGAGAAGAAACAUGUGACUUCCUUUCAUCCUUUAAGGAAUCCUGUCGGAAGUUUUACCAGGCUGAGCUGGAGGAGCUGUCCUUUGCAAAGAACACUGAAGAGUGCAGGAAACACAUAAAUGACUGGGUGGCAGAAAAGACAGAAGGUAAGAUUUCAGAGGUGCUGGGUUCUGGGACAGUUGGUCCACUGACUAAGCUGGUCCUCGUCAAUGCUGUCUAUUUCAAAGGAAAGUGGAAUGAGCAAUUUGACAGGAAGCACACAAGAGGAAUGCUAUUUAAAACUAGCAAGGAGGAAAAGACAGUGCAGAUGAUGUUUAGGAGUGCAAAGUUUAAAAUAAGGUAUAUAGAGGAAGUGCAUACCCAGGUCCUGGAGCUGCCCUACACAAAUGAGGAGCUGAGCAUGAUCAUCCUGCUUCCUGAUGACAACACUGACCUCACUGUGGUGGAAAAAGCACUUACAUAUGAGACGUUUAGAGCUUGGACCAAUACAGAAAAGAUGACAAAGAGUAAAGUUGAAGUAUUCCUUCCCAAACUAAAGCUGGAGGAGAGUUAUGACUUGGAGUCCUUUCUUCAACGUUUAGGAAUGACUGAUGCCUUCGAGGAAACCAAGGCUGACUUCUCUGGAAUGUCAUCUAAAAAGAACGUACCGUUGUCCAAAAUUUCCCACAAGUGUUUUGUGGAGGUCAAUGAGGAAGGCACAGAGGUGGCUGCGGCCACUGCCGUGGUCAGGAAUACUCGGUGCAGCAGAAUGGAACUGAGAUUUUGUGCAAACCGCCCGUUCCUUUUCUUCAUUAGGCACAAUGAAACCAACAGCCUCUUGCUUUGUGGCAGGUUCUGCUCUCCAUAAAGUGGUUUGGACGCUGUACUUGUCCCCUUUUCCCUUCUGCCUACCCAGUCUUGAUUAAAAAUUCAUUGUGACAAAA